AUAGGGUUUUGAAAUUGAGUAACUUCUCCAUCUGGUUCUUGUCAGAUAAAUCGAAAAUGGUGAGAGGAGAUCAUGAGGAGGGGGAGGAGGAGAUGAUGGUGGCGGCCACGAAACCAGCAUGGCUUGAAGGAUUAAUGUCGGAAACUUUCUUCUCGAGCUGUGGGAUCCACGGGAGUCGCCGUAAAAGCGAGAAGAACGUGUUUUGCUUGCUCUGUUGUCUCAGUGUUUGUCCUCACUGCCUCCCUUCACAUCGCUCUCAUCCUCUUCUUCAGGUGAGACGAUACGUAUACCACGACGUCGUUCGACUGAGUGAUCUUGAGAAGCUCAUAGAUUGUUCAUAUAUUCAGCCAUAUACAAAUAAUGGUGCCAGAGUGAUAUUUAUAAACCAAAGACCACAAUCAAGAGUUAAGGUCUCUUCAAAUGUUUGCUUCACCUGUGAUAGAAUCCUCCAAGAACCAUUCCACUUUUGUUCUCUCUCUUGCAAGGUGGAUUACUUAGUAUAUCAAGGAGAUGAUUUAUCAAGUAUUCUCUAUAGAAUCGAUGAGUCGGAUUUCACGUUUUUAAGUUUGCGAAUGGACGGACACGAUCAGCUCGGAGAGAUAUCAACAAUGGAGGACGAGACAGACGAUAUUGUGGUAAUCUCUGAUCAAUCGGAGCAAGGUAACAAUAGUAAUAAGGAGAAAAGGAAGAAGAAGAAAGAGAGCAAUUACUUGCCUGGGAUGGUUCUUUCAGUUGGUAGCAGAAGAAAAGGCGCUCCUCAUAGGGCUCCUUUUUCAUAAUUUGUUUAAAACAAAAAAAAUCAUAGCCAAACAAAAUAACAUAUUUAUAAAAUAAGCAUUAAUUUAUAUUUAUAAAUAAUUAUAUAUAUAUAUAUAUCGUGUUUUAGGUAUUUCUUGCAAUGGGCACGAUAAGAUCAUCAUUACUCUUUUAUGAGUUUAUCCCCACCUAAAUGUGUUUUUUUUCCUUAUCAUUGGUUAUGUUUCUCUUGCGCUAAUGUGAAAUCAGCUACCAACUCAUGUUCUCACGUUUAUGUGUUUAUAUAUUACUGGUCCCUUCAUUAAUAAAUACUGUGUCUAUCAGCAUUCGGUACUUUUAUAUAGUGAUUUUAAGUUGGAGUAUCAAAAAGUGGACUCGUCGUUAGUGUAAUUUUCAUUGGGAGAUGGAACAAACGACGACAGGUUUUCACGGGGACAGCUGAAAUGUCUCAGCUGCGUCAUGAAUUACACCAGCAUCGUCUAUUCUACUUUACCAUUUAUUCUUUUUUUAUGCGGUCAAUCCAGUUUUUGUUUUUCUAUUCGCUAUGUAUUGUAUGUUCACUAUGUAUAUUUUUAACUAGCCAUUAAAUUUAGAAGAUGUUAUUGAUUAUAUAAGUUGAAGUUAAAUUUAGUAAAUUUAUAAUAUAUUAAUUUUCAUAAAAUUGCUCCAUUUCAAAUGAUUUAUUUUAUGAUGUGAGUUAGUCAAACUUUAAAAUAUGAGGCAGUGUAUUUAUGAAAUCAGUUGAUAUCGAAUCCUACAAUACAAAUUCAUCGUUAGUACACAAAGAGCCCAUUGAUUUAGUGCCCCCACCAUUAGGACCGGGCAAGUAUCAGAUCUCCGGUGAUUUGUUUCAUAUGUUACGAUUAUAUAAUUUUUUAUUUGCUUUGCUUCGAAAAAUACAGAUAUCUGGAAAAACGGAAAUCUAGAAAAUAAAUAGAUAUUUACGGUUAUUUACGAAUACUUAUGGAUAUCUCAUCUGUUUUGAUUAAUACAAAUAAUCUUAAAAAUUAGAUACAAUUUUUUUUUAAAAAAAUUAUUAUUUUGUUGCAUGACAUACAAAAUAAAAAUUAAAAAGUAGUGAAAUUACAUAAUUUGUAAAAAAAUUAAACUUAGUUAACAAUUAUAAUAACACAAAAUUAAAAAAAAUUAUAAUUGUUAUAAAUGUUUUUCUUCUUUUUUAUGCGAUACUUUUAUAUAAGUAAUAAUAUGAACAUAAUUUGUCAAAUUAUAUGUUAAAUAAUAAUUAUAUAAACUUAUACAUUUAAAACUUUAAAUAUAAUCAAAGUAUACAUGUAUAUAUAUAUAUAUAUAUAUAUAUAUAUAUAUAUAUAUAUUUAUAUAUAUAUUAUCAGAUCGGAGCGGAUAUCCACUUCCUAAAAUUUUAAUAUUUGGUGAUUUGCUUCGAUUUUAAUGGAUAUUGAUUUGUAGUAUUUGCUUUACUUUGGAAGUUUACGGAUAUCCAUAAUUUUUGGAUCGAAUCGAAACAAAUAACGAAUCAAAUCAAAUCAAAUUUAACGGAUAAAAUGCACAGUCCUAUCCACCAUGCAGUGGGUUGAACUCCCGAAGAAGGGAUCCUAAGAUAAAACUGCAAAUAAAACAAAUAUAUUAGUUUUUUGAACUUUAAACAAACAUAUACUUUAAUUAAAUACAUCAUAUUUUAACCCAUUAACUUGACUGUGAAUACUACCAUUAACUUGCUAAAAAAAACUACCACCAACUAUAUCUUAUCCCAUCUGGUCUCAAACUCUUGGCUUUUGAUAUUCAUGAUUUCAAAGUUUUUAGCAUCUUAAUUUAAAUCAUUAGAUCAUUUUUGUGUACAUUUAGAUAUCUAUAUUACAUAUAUGUGUUACUUUGUAUUUGACAGGGUUCCGAAUGCAAAUUUGAAAGUUAAAAAUUAAUUUUAGAGAAAUACCUACAAAUUAAAGAAUCUAGGUUGAACUGAAAUUGUAAAUAAGGCGCAGUUGGGCUUCCGCCGCAGUCUCACGCAGCAUGUGGAAUACGAUAAGGGAUCCAUGUUUUCUUCUACACUCGCCGCAACUUAAUGCAACAUGUGUUUCAGAGGCAGUUUACCACCACACCUCAAUGUUGUCCGUGGCCACCACCGCAACCUAUCGCCACAACCUGAUACAACCUGCAUUUCAGAGUAAGAUUUUACUAUCCCACAUUCACUACAAAAAACGUGGGCAUAACGACGAUAAUUUGGUCAUCGUAACGUUACGUCAAUGUUACAACACAACCACUUUACGACGAAAGCUAAAAUCAUCAUAAAGUAGUUGUAACUUUACAACGAAACAAUUUCGUUGUAAAAUAGUCGUACGUUUACGACAAAUUUAGGACGACAUGUACAUGGUGUCGUAAUGUAGUUGUUAAUUUACAAGUAAAUUAUAUCAAAAUAUUUUGCAAUUAAGUAACGACUAAAAUACGAGCAAAUAUAGAAAGUUGGUAUUUUUUUUAAAUUGUUUUUAAAGUUAGUUUAUCUUCCUAUCACAUAACUUGCUUAUGUCCUCAUAUAAGCAAGUUAGUUUUCCAGUUGACCAAAUUGGGACAGAAUUUGAUUCUUUCAAAAAGACUUACAUGGGAAUUUUUGGCCAGAAGACUUCCGCGGAAGUCUUCUGAACUAUUGGUGGAAUUCUUGUGACUGCUGGUUUUAAGUCUUUUCAGGUUACAUUUUCAAUUAAAAAAUAAAACUUUGCUUUAUUCCAAGAUUCUAGUCAAACCUUUUGUUAUCACUAAAGACUUUCGCGUAAAUCUUACAUGAGAAGACUUACAUGGAAGUUUUCUAGCAAAGUAAAAUAUUGUUUUAUUUUUCCGGUGGAAGACUUUCGUAUAAAUAUUCUAGAAAAAGUAAAAUUUCUUACACAGUUCGGUCAAUUGCAAAAAUAACAUAUUUAUUCGAGAAGACUUACAUAGAAGUCUUCUUUGGUAUUUUGAUUCUUUUUCAAAAACCAAAGUAAGUUAAUAUUUACAAGAAAACUUCCAAAGAAGUCUGAUGUAGAGUAGACUUCCCUGGUAAUCUUCUUUUGCAAAUUUUCAAUUGCAAAAAUGACCUAAAUGGAAAACUUCUAUAGAAGUUUUCUACUCAAAUAUUUAAUAAACUUUCAUUUUUUUAAAAACUAUAUUGACUUUUUAACAUUUUUUGUUAAUUCAUGUAUAUUAGUUGAUAUUGGGGCUACUAAAUGAAAUUCAUAACAUAAUUGAUUUUAAUUAUGAGGUUGCCAACAUUCAUGUUUAUUAAUGUGUCUAGCUAAUUCUAGAAGACUUCUCUGGAAGUCUUCUUGGUUUAAGUUUUUGUAAAACUUGUAUUUUUAACUUCAAUAUAUAUUUUUAACUUUCAAAAGUGUCAAGUAACUUCAAGAAUAUCAAGUCAUAUGGUUUAAUGUGUCUUCUUAGAUCAUAACAUAUACUUUUUAACUGUCAAGAAAGUUUAAGUGAAAUUUUCACUUAAAAUUUGAGUUUUAAUUUCCAGCUUAAAUUUCUCGCUUAUAUUUUAAGUCUUCCGAGAAGUCAUUCGGAAUAUUUCCCAGAAAACUUCUAAUGAAAAUGAUAUAUGUUUGAACUUAUGUAAUUUUUGAUCUUUGUGAAUUUGACUAAAUUUUCUUGAGAAGUUUUCUCCCUUAGUUCUAGUAAAUUUGACUAUUUUUUUUGUGUUUUGCUAUGGAAGUUGUAUCAAUAACUUUUGGCAAGAUAAUAUUGUAGCAUGAACAUAUUUAUUGUUUCAUUAAUAUCUUUUCAAAUUUACAAAAGAUUUCACAAGUAAAAGAGUACACAUAUAAAUCAUAAACAAAACUAUUAUAGAUCAUUCUUCCACAAAUACAAGCUUGGACUCCACUUGAAAUGGAAGAAGACUUCGCCAGAAGACUUCCAGAAGACUUUCUGGAAGUCUUCUAGUGCAUUAAAUGUUAGAAGACUUCCCUAGAAAUCUUCUCAGUCUAUCUCAUAUCUGAAAAACAUGCAUAUCCAAAAGCAUUCAAAUGGCUUCAAAACAUAAAAAAAAUCAAAAAUAAUGUAAGAGCUUAAAACAACCAAAAGAGUUUUCAAAAGGUAAGAUCUUUAAGCAACAAGAGAUUACUAAAUAAAAAACUAAUUUAUAGAUCUACUUUUAAAGAGUGGAAGAUGAGAGUCAUUAAUGAAAAAUCUACAAAAUAAGAUGAAUUAGUGAGAAAGACAUAAGACAAAAAAAUUGAAAAAUUGAUAUAAUAAAGUUUGGUUUUUUCAAAUUCUAAGAGAUUAGAGAGAGGUUUGAGAGUUUUAGGGGAUGAUUGGUUGCGGCUGUAAAUGAUCUAGACAACCAAAAUUUAGUCUACAGCCAUAAAUGUUAACCAAUCAAGCUUUCUUUUUUUAAAAAAAAUUACAGCAAAAAAUAUCUACAAAAUUAAAUAUGGAUGUAUGGAGCUUUAUUUCCAGAGCAAAAAAAUAUUGCUU
Brassica rapa (field mustard) is the source of this 5178-nucleotide messenger RNA. RefSeq lists its product as uncharacterized. NCBI's taxonomy places the organism in Eukaryota, Viridiplantae, Streptophyta, Magnoliopsida, Brassicales, Brassicaceae. The record is from RefSeq and is a predicted model, not a curated record.